AAGCCCCUCCUCUUCCCCUGAAAACUGGUUGCAGUCCCACCCUCUUUCCUGUUACUUCCUGUUCCCGGGUAACCCUGUUCUGGGGCCGGAGACGUUGAGUGACCAUAAUCUGAGUGACUGACUAGGAGCCGCUGUGCGGAUCUGAACCGGACGAAAAGCCGGGCACCAGGCGGGAGGGGCGGUGUUCUGCCCGAGCUCAGCUUGCGCCUGAUCCCGGCAGGUGGCAGGGACUGGGCUGAGGAUGCCGACCGAGGAGGAGCAGCGGGCCUUCCUGAAAGCGCGCGAGGAACUGGCGAGCGCUCUGAGGAGGGAUUCCGGGCAGACGUUUUCCCUGGAGCAACUCUUGCCACUACUGACCAUCUCCCUGCCGCCAGCUGCCCGUUACUUACAGCUGGAUGCUGCACGCUUGGUCCGCUACAACGCCUUUGGGGAGCCACGCGACUACCUCAGUAACCUCUCCACGGCUCUGAACAUCCUGGAGAAAUAUGGCCGCAACCUCCUCAGCCCUCAGAGGCCCCGGUACUGGCGCGGGGUCAAGUUUAAUAACCCUGUCUUUCGCAGUACAGUGGACGCGGUGCAGGGGGGCCGGGAUGUGCUGCGAUUGUAUGGCUACACUGAGGAGCAGCCAGAUGGGCUGAGCUUCCCCGAAAAGCAGAAGGAGCCAGAUGAGCACCAGGUUGCUACAGUCACACUGGAAGUACUGCUACUUCGGACAGAGCUCAGCCUGCUGUUCCAGAAUACUCACCCAAGACAGCAGGCACUGGAGCAGCUGCUGAAAGCCAAGACUGAAGAUGAUAUGCUGCAGCUUUCAGAGUUUACCCCCCUGCUGAGAGAGAUUGCUCCUGGACCCCUCACCACACCCUCAGCCCCAGGUUCCACUCCGGAUCCCUGCUUCCUCUGUGGUUCUGCCCCAGGCACACUGCACUGCCCAGCCUGUAAACAGACCUUAUGUUCAGCUUGUGACUGUCUCUUCCAUGGGCACCCAUCUCGUGCGCAUCACCUCCGGCAGAGUCUGCCUGGGACUCCCCAGACUACCAACCCAAUCCCCAACUUAUCUGCUCUAGCCCCACCACUGCCCCAGUCAACCUCUUUGCUGGCCCUGGGAGAUAGCACUCUUCCUUCCCCUGAUUCUGCAAGUGCCCGUCUGCCCUGGCACUGUGCUGCCUGUACCAUGCAAAAUAAGCCGUGGGCAGUGCUCUGUGUGGCCUGUGAUCGACCCCGAGGCUGUAAAGGGUUGGGGGUUGAAGACCCCCAAGGAGUUGGAAGCCCAGAACCUGAGCUUACACGGGGCCGGUGGACUUGCCAGAGCUGCACCUUUGAGAAUGAGUCAGCAGCUGUACUAUGCACUGUAUGUGAGCGACCUCGGUUGGCCCAGCCUCCCAGCUUGGUGAUGGAUUCCCAGGACUCUGGCGUUUGCCUGCAGCCCCUUCAGCAGGGGGAAACUUUGCUCUCCUCACCCCAAAUUUGGUCCUGUAUCCACUGUACCUUCUGCAACUCAGGCCCUGGGUGUGUGUGUGCUGUAUGCAAUCGGACUAGCAGUCGUAUUCCAGCCCAGCAUACUCCCAAGCCUCAUGCCAACUCUUUGGAAGAGAGACACCCUGAACCUGGACCCUUACGACGCCUUAGUGCCCCACUGCCCAGCUCCUGUGGGGAUCCUGAGAAGCAGCGCCAAGACAAGAUGCGAGAAGAAGGACUCCAGCUAGUGAAGAUGAUCCGGGAAGGGGAAGCUGCAGGUGCGUGUCCAGAGGAGGUCUUCUCGGCUCUGCAGUACUCAGGCACCGAGGUACCAUUGCAAUGGCUGCACUCAGAACUGCCCUACGUCCUGGAGAUGGUGACUGAAUUGGCUGGACAGCAAGACCCAGGACUGGGCGUCUUUUCCUGCCAGGAGGCCCGGAAAGCCUGGCUGGAUCAUCACGGCAACCUUGAUGAAGCCGUGGAAGAGUGUGUGAGGGCCCGGCGGAGGAAGGUGCAAGAGCUCCAGUCCUUGGGUUUUGGGCCUGAGGAAGGGUCUCUGCAGGCAUUGUUUCAGCAUGGGGGUGAUGUGACACGGGCCCUGACUGAGCUACAGCGCCAGCGCCUUGAGCCCUUCCAUCAGCGUCUAUGGGACAAUGGCCCUGAGCCCACUCCCUCUUGGGAUGGCCCAGAUAAGCAGAGUCUGGUCAGACGGUUGUUAGCAGUCUACGCACUCCCCAGCUGGGGCCGGGCCGAGCUGGCGCUGUCGCUGUUGCAGGAGACGCCAAGGAACUAUGAGUUGGGGGAUGUAGUGGAAGCUGUGAGGCACAGCCAUGACCGGGCCUUCCUGCGCCGCUUGCUGGCCCAGGAGUGCGCUGUGUGCAGCUGGGUCCUGCCUCGCAACCGGAUGCAGGCCCUGACUUCCUGUGAAUGCACAAUCUGUCCUGACUGCUUUCGCCAGCACUUCACCAUCGCUUUGAAGGAGAAGCACAUCACGGACAUGGUGUGCCCUGCCUGUGGCCGCCCCGACCUCAGUGAUGAUACACAAUUGCUCAGCUACUUCUCUACUCUUGACAUCCAGCUUCGGGAGAGUCUAGAGCCAGAUGCGUAUGCACUGUUCCACAAGAAGCUGACUGAGGGUGUGCUGAUGCGAGAUCCCAAGUUCUUGUGGUGUGCUCAGUGCUCCUUUGGAUUCAUCUAUGAGCGGGAACAGCUAGAGGCAACAUGUCCCCAGUGUCACCAGACCUUCUGCGUGCGCUGCAAGCGUCAGUGGGAGGAGCAGCACCAAGGCCGGAGCUGUGAGGAUUUCCAGAACUGGAAACGCACCAAUGACCCAGAAUACCAGGCCCAGGGCCUAGCCAUGUAUCUUCAGGAAAAUGGAAUUGACUGCCCCAAGUGCAAGUUCUCAUAUGCACUGGCCCGAGGAGGCUGCAUGCACUUUCAUUGUACCCAGUGCCGACAUCAGUUCUGCAGUGGCUGCUACAAUGCCUUUUACGCCAAGAAUAAAUGUCCAGACCCUAACUGCCGAGUGAAGAAGUCCCUACAUGGCCACCACCCUCGAGAUUGCCUCUUCUACCUGCGGGACUGGACCGUUCUCCGGCUCCAGAAGCUGCUACAGGACAAUAAUGUCAAGUUUAAUACAGAGCCUCCAGCUGGGGCCCGAGCAGUUCCUGGAGGUGGCUGCCGAGUGAUGGAACAGAAAGAGGUUCCCAAUGGGCUCAGGGAUGAAGCCUGUGGCAAGGAGACCCCAGCUGGCCAUGCCGGCCUCUGCCAGGCACACUACAAAGAAUAUCUUGUGAGCCUCAUCAAUGCCCACUCACUGGACCCAGCUACCUUGUAUGAAGUGGAGGAGCUGGAGACAGCCACUGAGCGCUACCUGCACAUGCGCCCCCAGCUGUUGGCUGGAGAGGAUGCCCCUACCUACCAUGCCCGCUUGUUACAGAAGCUGACUGAAGAGGUGCCUCUGGGCCAGAGUAUCCCCCGAAGGAGGAAGUAGCUGAGGGCAGUGGCCCUGAUAGGGUCCCAGCUCCCUCAGGAACAGCUCCAGCACCAAUAAAGAGGCAUCUACUGGCCCAGG
Chrysochloris asiatica (Cape golden mole) is the source of this 3529-nucleotide messenger RNA. It is a transcript of the gene RNF31, whose product is annotated as ring finger protein 31. Gene Ontology annotation, molecular function: ubiquitin protein ligase activity; zinc ion binding; K63-linked polyubiquitin modification-dependent protein binding. Gene Ontology annotation, biological process: protein linear polyubiquitination. Gene Ontology annotation, cellular component: LUBAC complex. The transcript has 21 exons. The record is from RefSeq and is a predicted model, not a curated record. Bases 242 to 3448 code for a protein of 1068 amino acids. NCBI's taxonomy places the organism in Eukaryota, Metazoa, Chordata, Mammalia, Afrosoricida, Chrysochloridae.